CAUGAUGCAUCUCUUCCCGUGCCUUUAUGAAUUACAUGGCGUAUUGUGAAGAGGCGUCUCUCUCUUUUUUCCCCCCAUUUUCUUUUUUCUUUUUCUUUCUGUGGGCUCAUUUCUCGCCUCCCUGUAGUGGUGGAUUUCUCCGUGGCUUUUGAGGCGACGCGUCUAGACGUGGAGAGCUGAAUUCCGCACGUCUUCCGAGAGCGCAUCUCAGCAUCGGCCCGCAGCGCUGCGCCAUGGCCUUGGACGUCCAGACUUGCGCGGUGUUCACGGUGAUCGCGGUUCUGGUGCUUGUGAACGUGCUGUUGAUGUUCAUCCUCGGUACUCGUUAAUGGAUCUGCGCUUGGGGCCCGAUUCGCAGCGCAGCGCACUUUCGCACAGGAGCGGGGAGAAAGGCAGUGCGCGUUGGUCGAGAGCGGGGACACCCGGCGCUCCAUCGCGGCAACGCGUUGAAAUGAAUGACGUUGUUGAUAAGUGGAGGUUCAAUCGUCAACGCUGAGGCGGUAUGGGACCAUGUGACCAUGGCAGAUCGGGAGUUGGCAUUUAAGGCCGGUGACGUCAUCAAGGUGCUGGACGCCUCCAACAAGGACUGGUGGUGGGGCCAGAUUGAUGAGGAGGAAGGAUGGUUUCCCGCCAGCUUUGUACGGCUGUGGGUAAACCAGGACGACGUAGGAGGCGAGCCAGCCGAGGGGACUAGCGAGGUGCAGAACGGGCACCUGGACCCGACCAAUGACUGCCUGUGUCUGGGCUCGCCCCUCCAGAACCGAGACCAGAUGAGGGCCAACGUCAUCAACGAGAUCAUGAGCACAGAGAGACACUACAUCAAACACCUCAAGGACAUCUGUGAGGGCUACCUGCGGCAGUGCAGGAAGCGCGUGGACAUGUUCAAUGACGACCAGCUGAGGGUCAUCUUUGGGAACAUCGAGGACAUCUUCCGCUUCCAGAUGGGCUUUGUUAGAGACUUGGAGAAACAGUACAACACGGAUGACCCACACCUCUCUGAAAUCGGACCAUGCUUUUUAGAACACCAAGAUGGUUUUUGGAUCUACUCAGAGUACUGUAACAACCACUUGGAUGCCUGUAUGGAACUGAGCAAACUGAUGAGGGACGGCAGGUAUCAACACUUCUUCGAGGCCUGUCGCCUCCUCCAGCAAAUGAUUGACAUUGCCAUAGACGGCUUCUUGCUCACCCCUGUCCAGAAAAUCUGCAAAUAUCCACUCCAAUUGGCUGAGCUUCUCAAAUACACUGCGCAGGAGCACAGUGAUUAUCGAUACGUGGCAGCAGCGCUGGCAGUAAUGCGGAACGUCACUCAGCAGAUAAACGAGAGGAAGAGGAGGCUGGAGAACAUCGACAAAAUCGCCCAGUGGCAAGCUUCUGUUCUGGACUGGGAGGGCGAUGAUAUCCUGGACAGGAGCUCGGAGCUCAUCUACACCGGGGAGUUGUCAUGGAUCUAUCAGCCCUACGGACGCAGCCAGCAGCGAGUCUUCUUCCUCUUUGAUCACCAGCUGGUUCUCUGCAAGAAGGAUCUGAUACGCCGGGACAUCCUGUACUACAAGGGCCGCAUCGACAUGGACCGCUACGACGUACGGGACGCCAUUGACGGGCGUGACGACGACUUCAACGUCAGCGUGAAGAACGCCUUCAAACUGUGCAACAAAGACAGCGAGGAGAUCCACAUCUUCCUGGCCAAGAAGCCUGAGGAGAAGAUCCGCUGGCUCAGGGCCUUCCACGAGGAGAGAAAGAUGGUGCAGGAGGAUGAGAAAAUUGGUUUUGAGAUCUCUGAGUACCAGAAGCGCCAGGCAGCCAUGACGGUGAGAAAGGUGACCAAACAGAAAGGUGUAAACAGGUGCACGCCCCCCUCAUACCCGCCCCCCCAGGACCCCCUAAGUGCGGGGCAGUAUGAGGUAACGGAGGACAUGGCACAAGGAGAGGUUUUUGAAUUCAGUCAAUCCAAAAGAGGCCAGGCUCCUUUCUGGCAGAAUUUUAGUAGAUUAGCUCCAUUUAAGAAAUAGAGAUACACAGACUCUUCUGAAGGACCAGCUAUUUUUCUUAGAAGCACUAAACACUGGAGGAUCUUGUCCCAUAAUGAAGAAAAAUACGAAAAACACACACACACAAGAGACUUUUGAAAUGAUGGACCAUUGUUAAUAUAGCGUGUGACUGGAAGCAGCAAGAGGACUGAAGACUUGGAUUUAAAACUUUGAGAAGAAUGAAAAAAACAUCACAAUUCAUAUCUGUUAGUAACGUUCUUAGUUAUCAUGCUUCUCCAGCUGAGUUGUUCGUCUUGAGCUCUUUCCCCUCGAAUUCUGCAUCUUCACGCCAUCUGAAUGUCCCUGAGUUAUUCAAAUUGUCAUAUUAAUCUAUUUUUAAUCCAAUCAUCUGGAGGAAAACACAAGGUCGGGACAGGGCGUUCCUAGUGGUAGGAUUGUGUCGAUCUUGCUGUGCUGCUAUGUGACAUUGCUUGUUGAAUUCUUCUGAAUGUGCGAUUGAGUAACGGCGGGCCCCGUGGCGUCUGAGGGACCCGUGAAAGCGCGCCCGUUGGCAUCACCCCAGCGUUCCUUCCAUCUGUCCACUGAUCACAGACCAGCCGGGCCAUCGCCGCUCGACCGAUGUCUGCGUCCGGAUCACCUCCUCACUCACAACGCUCCAUGUUCCGCUCUCUAGCUGCUCGCAUACAGUCCCCCUUCCCCACCCAACACACCCCUACACACACAACCCCCCCCCACCCCCCCCCCCCCCUCAGCAAGUGUAGUGCAGUGUCUCCCUCACUCUCCCCGUCCAUCCCUCGUCACCUCUUAUCUCUCCACCCACCUGCUUCGCCUGCGUGAGUCAGUGGCUCUCAGAGGGAGAGCUUUGCUCUUUUGGAAACCUGCCAUUGGCCAUGAUAUGAUGGGUCAGGGAACAAAUCAAUAGUUGGAACAUCAAUAGAAUAUUUACAUCCACCCACCAACCACUUUUGACAGGGUAUUCAUAAGCGUUCAUGCCGACGAUUUGCCGACAGAGCUUUGCCGCUCAGAUGAAACAGCUGGGAGCAGGAGAUAGGCAGGCCGCGGUCCACCUGCCUUGUGUCAGAGCCCCUCCCCACUCCUCCCAGAGACCACCCCUGUAGCACUGUGCCGGCAGCUCACCGGGCACUUGGAGAGAGAACAGCCGACCCCCGGAAAAAACAGCGAGAUCUAAACUAAUCACGUCAGUUGUCAAAAGAAAGACUCUUUCGUCCGGCUUCAUUAUUUCCUGUUGCUCACACUGUAAAAAGCACAGCACGCAUUCAGUCCGGGGGGUUUCCUUUUCCGCCUGUUUGAGUAGGAGCGGCGCUAAACCAGCACACGGGGAAAUGGUAAAAAACAAAACAUAUACGUAAUCUAACAGGUUGUGAGUCAGCGCUGAAAGAAUGUACGAUGCAGAAGUGUUGAAGUUGAAGCUGAUCUGUAGCAUGCAGCUGUCCUCUCACAGAUUGAUGCAUCUCUAAAGGCUACGGCUUCAAACCUUGGCACUCCUCCCCGAUGUUUUUCCAGAUCUGAUCCGUGUCCUGGCAGUUAGCUCGGCACUGUUAAGUGAUUUACACAGGACUCAAUCAGAUUGUCGUGUUGUGAGAUCCUGCCAUAUGCUACUAGCAGAGGUGUUAGAAAGGAUCCAAGCGCAAUUCACACACACCAUGAAGGUAUAUUGUUUUCUACAGUUGGAAUGUAAGUGACACACGACUCCGUGGUUUGUGAUCAUACUUUGCCCUCAGAUACAGAAGUACAUUUUGUGUUGAAUUAUAUCACCUGAUGGACCGUACAUAUACAGUAUGACAACUUGUGCAAUGUGAUAUAUCAUUAUAUAUCUUCACUAUCCACUACAACGUGAUAUGAAAGAGUUAUAUAUAGUUCUAUGUCAUUUGUUUGCCUGCUUAUAGGCCUUAUAACCUAUUGGAGAAAAAAAAGAGACCGUAGAAUUGCUUUGUAUGUUGUGUAAUUUAUGUUUUUGUUUCAGUAAAGAUGGUUUAGACCUGCGUGAGUUGGCUGCUGGUGUCUGGAGAGAUGGCUCCCAGUGAGAUUGUUUUGGAAGAUAAUUCCCUGGUUUGGCACAGCAAAAAGAUAUGGUUCCCAGGCCAUGAUAACCUCAGGUCCCGUGCUAAGCACCCCCCACCCCCCUCCCUUCUCCUCUCCAACACCCCCCAGGCUCCCUCACCUCUCGCACCACCUAACAACAUACAGACACAAGCAUGCAGGCAAACACACGAACACGCACGCACACACUUGCUGGCCCGUUCUGCUGCGGAGAAGAGAGAUGCUAUCUAACAGUGCCUUCCAGCAUUCCACUAGUGAUUAUCUAUUCCGUUUCAAAGGCAGAUUUGAAUUAGUCAUGUAUUUUCCCCUCAGUGUGCGACUUGCAUCUCUCUCUCUCUCUUUCUUUUUCUCUCUCUCGCUCAUACACUUUGGGAAUUCCUCAUUCCCCAGUGCAUGAGAUCCACUUGGACAGAAACCUUUUCCAUAUGAGUAGAUACUGUGCCGUCUGACUGAAACACACCUUCUUAUAUUAUACCACACGUGCAUAGCGCUACUUUUAAUGCACAAGAAGAGGUUCACUCUAAUUUCAGAUGUUUAGAAAACGACAUAGCAUUCCUUAAUUGUCAUAUUUAACAUGUUGAAAAAUGGUUUACUUUGAAUAUAUAGUAGGAAGCAGACUUUCAUUAGCCAAGUUAGUUUUCCCUUUUCAAGGUAUAUUAUUAGUAGUGAGUUAUGAAUCAAAAGAAGAAUCAUCUAUUUUACUGUUAUCAGCUACACACUGUAAAUAAUGUAAAAAGAACAGAUCAUAUAUUUGGAUAUUGGUAUUUUGCGUUGGAGACGAAUGUUGUUCCAGUUCUAGCGUGCGGUAGACCUCCGUACCCGGUAAAUGCAUGCUUGUGGCAUCCAAUAUUUUGCAUGAGACUUUAGACAACUCCUGACAGAUUGUUUGGUUUCAUUUAACUUCCAAUGGGAUCUUUGUUCUUUCUUUUGUUUCUCACACGCGGAACCAUUCAUUUGUGAAAGCCAUGCCAUCUCACCAGGGGGAGUUCUCUUCUCCGUCCACCCGGCUGCUGCUCACGACACCUUACAGGUCGUAGCCUGGGUUUUUGUUUGUCAGGUAGAGGGGACACAUCAAAGAAACAAAAGGCACUAAUGUUCUGUUUGCCCAGAUACAUUGGGUACUAUUAACUGUAAACUUAUUCUGAAGUCUUUAUCGACUCUUUUCUUUGACUCCAAUCUGCACUGUCAUGGUCCAAACUGCUGGUUAUUUUUUUGGAAUCCCAUUAAUCACUGAGGAAAAACGGGUAUCAUUUUUCUAUGACAACAGUGAACCAAAUAGGAGUUAGCACUGAUCAUGGGUGUUUGUGUAUAGAUUUGUAGUCAAGCAGAAGAGCUGAAUAAAUGCGAAUACCCUUUCGGGAUGAGCUAAAAAUAAAACAUAAUCCUGAAGACACACACACACACACACGCACGCGCGCGCACACAGUCCUUCAUUGCAAUUCAUAUCAUGCUCUUGUUUCUACUUAAGAAAUGAUUCUUUAAAGUGCAAUGACUUGACACUACAAAUUAAUUCCUCACUUGUAUUUAUUGAAUAGCGUAUUAAAUAGAACCAUUUUGGCCACAUUGUUCAAAAGGAUGUAUACAUUAUCUUUAUUAUAUAAUUGUCAUUCUGACCUUGUGCUGAGAACUGAGUGGACAGCUUUCUGUGUGGGAGAUUUCUUUUCCCUUCCAUUUGCGGUCACAAAACCGAGACAGACAAGUUAGCAGACUGUCAUUUGGAUGCAUCAGGGGUUGCUCAGAUUUACUUAGUUCCUUUUAGUCCAGGGUGUGCGUGAGCCCCUCACAUUUAGCAUCGCAACAUCUCCAGUAGGAACUCUCUGCAGUGUCGUUUCCGAAUAGUCAGGGUUACAAACGGAGUCUUCUACCAGCCACAUAGUGAUGUGGUUUCGGUAAAAAGAUGACUGACAUUCCGGGUUCGGAAUCCAUUCAUUGUAUAUUACCAUCUCGUUUAAGGUCUGGAUUUUUGCCUCACACAGAAAAGAUUUACUCACUGUAUCCAUAUCCCUUUGUCCCCAUCCGCAAACAUAUGUCAUUUUCUUUCUUGCUGGCCUUUGAGUUUGAUUAUUUGUUGUAGAAAUGAAAAACCUGAAAAAUAAUGCCUAUUCAAUCCAGAAACUGUGAAUGGGAGAGUGGAGAUGUCAACUGUAUGUACAUUCUAUGUUUUGAUGUAAUCAGAAGCACUGGGAAUAUGUUGUACUUCGCUGUAAAAAUAAAUCCAUAUCUGAUAUAGCUGUACUUUUGUUGAAAAUAAAACCUCUACAGAA
Molecule: messenger RNA, 6313 nt
Organism: Pungitius pungitius (ninespine stickleback)
Lineage: Eukaryota; Metazoa; Chordata; Actinopteri; Perciformes; Gasterosteidae
Product: rho guanine nucleotide exchange factor 9
Exons: 10
Coding region: 456-2009 (517 amino acids)
Molecular function (GO): protein binding; guanyl-nucleotide exchange factor activity
Source: RefSeq, a predicted model, not a curated record